Molecule: messenger RNA, 1637 nt
Organism: Photinus pyralis (common eastern firefly)
Lineage: Eukaryota; Metazoa; Arthropoda; Insecta; Coleoptera; Lampyridae
Product: kelch domain-containing protein 4
Exons: 4
Coding region: 99-1598 (499 amino acids)
Molecular function (GO): protein binding
Source: RefSeq, a predicted model, not a curated record
ACCGAGGGAGUCAAUGUGCAACACAUCUGCAAGUAUGCAUACCACAUUUUCUUUUGGAGAAGGAAAGAGUAUGAAUUUCUAACCUAAUUUAAAAUAUUAUGGGCAAAAAAGACAAAAACAAGAAAAAGGGGAAAGGUGCCGAAAAAACAGCAGCAAAAACCGAAAAAAAGGAAUCCAACAAACUAAAGAAAAACCUUGCUAAAAUUGGGGAGGAAGAUAUCGAGAAAAUUUUGGCCGACAUUGAAAGCGAAGAACGAAAGAAGCUUGAAAUAAAAAUUCUAAAAACCGAUUCGCCAAGGAAACGUAUAAAUUUCACAUUCGCACCGCAUCCUGAUAAAGACGAGCUGAUUCUAUUUGGCGGGGAAUAUUUUAAUGGGCAGAAAACUUUUAUUUACAAUGAUCUGUUUUUUUACAACAUUCAUAGUAAUACCUGGACAUUGAUUCAGUCACCUGCCGGACCACCACCACGAUGUGGUCACCAAAUGGUUACCACCUCGGUCAAUAAAGGACAACUAUGGGUGUUUGGUGGCGAAUAUGCCAGUCCGACGCAGUCACAAUUUUAUCACUACAAAGACUUGUGGGUGUUCCAUUUAAAUGAGAAUAGAUGGGAGAAAAUUGGUGCUCCCAAUGGACCCAGUUCAAGAAGUGGACAUCGUAUGGUGUAUUGUAAGAAGCAGAUAUUUGUUUUUGGUGGUUUCCAUGAUAAUCUUCGUGAUUAUAAGUACUAUAAUGAUAUUCACAUCUUCAGCCUAGAAACUUAUCAGUGGACAAAGUUGGAGCCCACUGGUAAAGGUCCAGCACCCAGAUCUGGUUGUUGUAUGUUGCCAUUAAAUGAUGGUAAAAUAUUGAUUUAUGGUGGUUACUCGAAGGAAAAAAUGAAGAAGGAUGUCGAUAAAGGGAUUGUGUUUGCAGAUGCAUUUCUGCUUGUUCCCGACAAGAACGAUGCCAGUGGUACCAAAUGGAAGUGGGUACAAACAAAGCUUGGUGGGGUCAACUUUUCUCAGCGUAGCGGUAUGGGCUGUACUUUAGCGCCGAAUAAUGUGGCUUACACCUUUGGUGGCGUCUUCGAUGUAGAGGAAGAAGAAGAUAUUUCCAGCACCUUUUACAAUGACUUCUUUAUGCUUGAAUUGAAUAGUCUAACUUGGCGAAAUGUUGCUGUGGGAAAAAAAAAAGACAAUGUGAAGAGGGAACUGAAAGUGGAGGAUCUGAGCAUGGAAGUUGACGAAAUUAAAGUAGAUGAAGCACCCCAAAUUGUUGCAGAUGAUGGCAUCUUUACUGUCACUGUUGGUCCUUCAGUGUCGACAGUUCAAUCCAAUGACCAAGAGCCAGAAAAGAUGGAUGUUUUUAAACCUUCUCCUAGAAUGAACUGUGGAUUGACCGUUAAACAUGGUAUGUUGUACAUUUUCGGUGGAAUGGUUGAGGAUGGUGAUAAGCAGUUGACCAUGUCCGACUUUUAUUCCUUAGAUUUGAAGAAACUGGAUAAAUGGAAAGUAUUGGUGCAGGAUGAAGAGGUGCAAGAAUGGUUAACUUCAGAUUCAGAAAGUGAGUCUGAGGAUGGUAGUCGUUCUAGUGACGAGUCUGAUAUGUUAACUGAGUGAAUUUUUUAUUUUUCUAAAUAUAAUGUACUGUUUGUUAAA